AAUGCUAAANCUAUCCUGGAGACCCUCUACAGGCUUCCCGUCCCAUUGACUCCACAUGAAAUUGGAGCUCUGAUUGUUAGUCCCACCAGAGAACUAGCUUCACAGAUCAGUGAAGUUUUAGCAGAGUUCUUGAAGGAUUCUGAAUACAAAUUAUCCCAUAGAUUAUUUGUCGGGGGAAAUAAAGUUGGUUCGGACGCAGUAACCUACUCCGAGGAGGGGGGAAAUAUCCUUGUUGUAACUCCAGGACGGAUUGAAGAUCUUCUCAUUGGCAAAUCCUCAGGUGCAUCUGUUGGUGAACACAAGGUUUCCAAGGGUUUGAAAAGUUUAGAAAUUCUAGUUCUCGACGAGGCAGACAGAUUACUCAGUUUGGGAUUUGAAAACAGUGUAAACACGAUCCUUCAGUUCUGUCCUAAACAGAGAAGAACCGGUUUAUUCUCAGCUACACAGACAUCAGAGAUAUCAAAUCUUAUCAGGGCAGGGUUAAGAAACCCUGUAAUGAUAACUGUGAGAGAGAAAGGAACUGAUGCUAAUGUAAUCUCAAGAACUCCAAUCAAACUAGAAAAUUUCUAUUGUCUCUGUGAACCUAAGGCUAAAUUUGCCCAACUAGUGGAGUUCCUGCUCUUACAUAAACAGGAUAAGAUCCUAUUGUUUGCUGCCACGUGUGCUGUAGUGGAUUAUUUCUCUAUCCUGCUCUCAAAACUUUUACCUGGAACUGAUGUCCUAGCUAUCCAUGGGAAGAUGAAGAAGAAAAGAUACAAGAUUUUUGAAAGGUUUAAGAACCUUGAAUCAGGACUCCUAAUCUGUACAGAUGUAAUGGCGAGAGGGGUUGAUAUUCCAGAGGUCAACUGGGUUCUACAGUUUGAUCCUCCAAGCAAUGCAGAAUCCUUUGUGCACAGAUGUGGCAGAACUGCUAGAAUUGGGAAUCAGGUUGAGCUGGAUAAAACCAGUUUACCGGAACCCAACCAGGAUUAUAUUGAAACCAUCAGGCAGUUCGCCAUCGAGGACAGAGCAGUCUUUGACAAGGGAAAUCGUGCAUUUGUCUCCUAUAUCCAGUCCUAUUCUAAACAUGAAUGCAAUGUUCUCUUAAAAAUAAAGGAUCUUGAUCUGGGUGGGGUAGCGAGCUCCUAUGGUUUGCUCAAGAUGCCUCGUAUGCCAGAACUCAAGAAAAUACAGAUUCAAAACUUUACUCCAGCUGCAGGGGUAGAUGUUAACAGUAUUAAAUAUUCAGGUCAAUUCAUCAUCAACUGUUUAUGUUUUCAUGAUAAGCGGCGGGAUAAGAAGCAGCGCAGAGCAGAGAAGAGGUCAAUGAAGGGGGAGAAGGAGGUGGAGGAGGACAAAGAGGAUGAGGAGGAGUUCGAGGCGGGUAAGAUGAAAUCUUCCAAGUUUGAUGAAGCUAUAGAACUAGAUAAUAUGUCAGAUGUAGAGGAAUCUUAA
Molecule: messenger RNA, 1434 nt
Organism: Eurytemora carolleeae
Lineage: Eukaryota; Metazoa; Arthropoda; Copepoda; Calanoida; Temoridae
Product: ATP-dependent RNA helicase DDX55
Exons: 16
Cellular component (GO): nucleolus
Molecular function (GO): ATP binding; nucleic acid binding
Source: RefSeq, a predicted model, not a curated record